Ipomoea nil (Japanese morning glory) is the source of this 1326-nucleotide messenger RNA. Its product is annotated as probable WRKY transcription factor 69. The transcript has 3 exons. The record is from RefSeq and is a predicted model, not a curated record. Gene Ontology annotation, biological process: regulation of DNA-templated transcription. Gene Ontology annotation, molecular function: transcription cis-regulatory region binding; DNA-binding transcription factor activity. The coding region runs from base 293 to 1078 and encodes 261 amino acids. NCBI's taxonomy places the organism in Eukaryota, Viridiplantae, Streptophyta, Magnoliopsida, Solanales, Convolvulaceae. Gene Ontology annotation, cellular component: nucleus.
UGUGUGAAUUGCUCGCACGUCCAUAAUAAACUACGCAUUUUUGCCAGUCUGUCAACAUGUCCAACUCCAAUAUUAAAACCUAAAAGCCAUCAAAACUCCACCACCUCCCCCCACUCCCCCACCCCACAGCAACUCACUCCGGCGACCCUCUCCGCCACUUUUUCCGGCAGCAUAUACAGCAAGCUAGAUCCGGCACCCUUUUACGUCUUCUAUCGCCAUGAAAGGAUAGAUAAGGGCCCGGGGUUACAAUUUGCGAGUGAGUUGGCUCAUAUUUCAGUAGGGUUUUUAUAUCAUGAUGGAGACCAGGCUUCACCAGAAGCAAGAAGAGCUCUCGGCCGGGACGCCGCCGCCGGAGAAUGGUGUUGAGUCGCCGUUGUCCGGCGAUGAAGCGGCGGAAGUUAGCACCCCGUCUCCUAGGAAAAGGAGAGGCGCACAGAAGAGGGUGGUUUCCAUGCCGGCCGGCGACGGCGACGGAUCACGGAGUAAAUCGGAGGUUUAUCCUCCGCCGGAUUCUUGGUCGUGGCGGAAGUACGGCCAAAAACCCAUUAAAGGCUCCCCUUAUCCCAGGGGAUAUUAUCGAUGUAGCAGCUCAAAAGGAUGUCCAGCUAGGAAACAAGUUGAACGUAGCCGCCUGGACCCCACCAUGCUCCUCAUCACCUACUCCUCUGACCACAACCACCCUCUCCCCACCAAAACCCACCACCAUUACGCCGCCGCCGCCGCCGCUACCACCACCACUUCCGCCGCCACGACGCCUACUGAUUCCGCCGCGGAUCACCCCGGCUCGCCCAAGCCGGAGCUGGCCAUCUUCGCCGACCCGGACCCGGAGAACAACAGCUUCCCGGAGCUCGCCGCCGGCGAGAUGGGGUGGUUCUCCGACGUGGGGUCCUGCUGUUUUAUGGAGAGCGCGGCGUUUGCGGCGGGGCCCACGGUUUGUCACGACACCGACGUGGCGCUCACGUUGCCUAUUAGGGAAGAGGACCAGUCGUUGUUCGGCGAUCUGGGCGAGCUGCCGGAGUGUUCGGUGGUGUUCCGGCGGUGUAGAGUGGAAACGCCGUGCUUUGCCGGCACCGGAUAAGAUUGGGGAACAGUAACAUGGGACAUUGUUUAGGGAGUCAGAUUUCCACGGCGAAGAAUAAAAUUCUGCCACGUGGCCCCCCUGUUGCGCCACAUUAUGCGGAGAGAUUUUAACUCUUAGUGGACAUUUUUCUCUUUUUUAUUUUAUUUUAUUUUAUUUUUAUUUUUGUAAAGAUUUUGUAAUAUUUGAAAAAAAAAAUGGAAAAAAAGAAAAAAAUAAUACUUGCAAUGCUUUUCUUUGAAAACUAA